UUGCACUCAGUGUGGGAAGAGUUUCGGCCAAUCAUCGUACCUUAAUCUACACAUGAGGAUCCACACUGGAGAGAAACCAUUUACAUGCACUGUGUGUUGGAGGAGUUUUAUUUGCUCAUCACACCUUAAUCAACACAUGAGGAUCCACACUAUAGAGAAACCAUUCACAUGCGCUCAGUGUGGGAAGAGUUUCAGCAGCUCAUCAAACCUUUAUCAACACAUGAGGAUCCACACUGGGGAGAAACCGUUCACCUGCACUCAGUGUGGAAAGAGUUUGGCAAGCAAAAGCAAACUGAAGAUUCACUUGAGGAUUCACACUGGAGAAAAGCCAUUCACAUGCACUCAUUGUGGGAAGAGUUUUAGCCACUCAGCAAACCUUAAUCAACACAUGAGGAUCCACACUGGAGAAAGACCAUUCAAGUGCACUCCAUGUCGGAAGAGUUUCAGCCAAUUAUCAUCCUUUAAGCAACACAUGAGGAUACACACUGGAGAGAAACCAUUCACAUGCCCUCAGUGUGGGAAGAGUUUCAGCCAAUCAUCAAAUCUUAAUCUACACAUGAGGAUCCACACUGGAGAGAAACCAUUCACAUGCCCUCAGUGUGGGAAGAGUUUUAGCCAAUCAUCAAAUCUUAAUCUACACAUGAGGAUCCACACUGGAGAUAAACCAUUUACAUGCACUCAAUGUGGGAAGAGUUUUAGCCACUUAUCACACCUUAAUCAACACAUGAUGAUCCACACUGGGGAGAAACCAUUCACAUGCACUCAGUGUGGGAAGAGUUUUAGCCACUCAUCACACUUUAAUCAACACAUGAUGAUCCACACUGGGGAGAAACCAUUCACAUGCACUCAGUGUGGAAAGAGUUUUAGCCACUCAUCACACCUUAAUCAACACAUGAUGAUCCACACUGGGGAGAAACCAUUCACAUGCACUCAGUGUGGGAAAAGUUUCAGCCAAUCAUCAUCCCUUAAUCAACACAUGAGGAUCCACACUGGAGAGAAACCAUUCACAUGCCCUCAGUGUGGGAAGAGUUUCAGCAAGUCAUCCUCGCUUUAUAGACACAUGAAGAUCCACACUGGAGAGAAACCAUUCACAUGCCCUCAGUGUGGGAAGAGUUUCAGCCUAUCAUCAUCACUUUAUAGACACAUGAAGAUCCACACUGGAGAAAAACCAUUUACAUGCACUAAGUGUGGGAAGAGUUUCAACCAAUCAUCAUACCUUAAUAAACACAUUAGGAUCCACACGGGAAAGAGAUCAUUCACAUGCACUCGGUGCGGGAAGAGUUUCACCCACUCAUCACACCUUAAAAAACACAUGAAGAUCCACACUGGUGUGAGAGAGUAAAUGUGCUUGGAGUGCGAGAAGACUUUUAUUACUGCUGCAGAAUUGAAACAGCACCAGAGGAUUCACACUGGAUAAAAACCGUACAAGUGUUCACUCUGCAGUAAGAGGUUUAUCACUCAGGAACCCUGUAAACACAUUAGAGGAUUUACACUGGAGAAAAACGGUAGACAUGAUCAGUGUGUGCAGAGUUUCACUCAUUCGGGGCAGCUUAAGAAACACAUGGGAUGGUUUCCAGUAUGGCGUUAACACAUGUAGCAGCAUAGAAAGAGCGCUCCCAUACACACUGGUAUUAAUCCUUCUUUUUACAUCAUAUGUAAUAACCAAAACCAUAUUUAAAUAACAUGAAGGGGGACAAAAACAAAAAGGCUAGGACAAAACAACCAUUGAA
Danio rerio (zebrafish) is the source of this 1730-nucleotide messenger RNA. The record is from RefSeq and is a predicted model, not a curated record. Lineage: Eukaryota; Metazoa; Chordata; Actinopteri; Cypriniformes; Danionidae.